Sesamum indicum (sesame) is the source of this 582-nucleotide messenger RNA. The record is from RefSeq and is a predicted model, not a curated record. Lineage: Eukaryota; Viridiplantae; Streptophyta; Magnoliopsida; Lamiales; Pedaliaceae.
UCCUCAUUAAAAAGUUGAAAAUUGAACUAAAACUCAAACCCGGAUAUCGUUCAGAUCCCUAAUUAUUGUCGGAACCCAAACUCAAACCCAGGAACAGAAGAUGGUGAGAGGGAGCGGAUCGCUGCUGAGAUGCGCCGGCGUGGGAAUAAGCACCACUCUUACUGACAUUCUUGUCUGCCCACUCUCCAAACAGCCCUUAAGGCUCUGCCCGAAAAACAAUGCACUCAUCAGCGAUUCCAUCGGCGCUUCUUAUCCCAUCGUCGAUGGGAUUCCUCUCCUUGUGCCCGCCGACGCCAAGAUUAUCGAUGCCGGCGAUGUAAAAUAUUCAGAGCAGAGGGAUUCGAUAGGUUGAACGUAAGCGCCCUCUUGUAUCCCUAAAUUCUCACAAUUGGAGUACGAGUUUUGUAUCAGUUGUUUUGUUGCUUGUAUUUCCUUUUCUUUUUUUUGCUUUUUUCUCCCCAUUUUUGCAUCCUUCUCUUCAUUGGACGGAAUUAAUAAAUAUCAUAAUGUUAAUGAAUACACCAAUGUACUUGCGACUCUUAAGCAAGAGGAAAUAAAACUUCCGUUUUUCUAUUACGGAAA